Rotaria sp. Silwood2 is the source of this 603-nucleotide messenger RNA. The record is from the annotation of a GenBank genome assembly. Lineage: Eukaryota; Metazoa; Rotifera; Eurotatoria; Philodinida; Philodinidae.
AUGGGUUUAAGCGAAACUGAUGUUGCCAAACAAAUUCAACACAUGAUUGCAUUUAUUCAACAAGAAGCAGCUGAAAAAGUUGAAGAAAUAGAAGCAAAAGCUGAAGAAGAAUUUAAUAUUGAAAAAAGUCGUUUAGUUUCUCAACAACGUAUUAAAAUAAUUGAAUAUUAUGAUAAAAAAGAAAAACAAAUUGAAUUACAACGAAAAAUUCAACAUUCAAAUUUAGCUAAUGCAAGUCGUCUUUCAAUUCUUAAAGCACAUGAUGAUUAUAUUCAAGCUUUAAAAGAAGAAGCAAGAAAACAAUUAACUAUUUUAACACAAGAUCGAACAAAAUAUUCAACUGUUCUUUCCAAUCUGAUAACACAAGGUCUUUUUUUACUUAUGAAAAAUGAUGUUACUAUUAGAUAUAUUAAAAUAAUUAUUGAUGAGAAAAAUUUCAUACCUGAUGAUUCAGCUGGUAGUGUUGAACUUUAUGCAAUGAGUGGAAAAAUAAAAGUAUCAAAUACAAUUGAACCUCGACUUUCAAUGAUAUUUAAUCAAAUUCUUCCUGAAAUUCGAGAAAAAUUAUUUGAUGUUAAUCAAAAUAGAAAAUAUCAUGAUUAA